Molecule: messenger RNA, 1056 nt
Organism: Schistosoma turkestanicum
Lineage: Eukaryota; Metazoa; Platyhelminthes; Trematoda; Strigeidida; Schistosomatidae
Source: the annotation of a GenBank genome assembly
AUGGAUUUUCAAUCAAAGAUCUAUAGACCUAUUGAAAGAGUUCAAGUUGAAGGAAAAGUGUUUCUAAAAAUGAUUAAACAUUAUGAAGAGGAAUCUGUAUCUAGCAUAAAUUUUGUCAAUGGUGUGUUGUUAGGACUUGCUCAAGGCAGUCAGCUUGAAAUUACCAAUUGUUUCCCACUGCCUAAAACACAAGACGAUGAUUCAAAUGCUAAUGAAGCACUGGUCGUGUAUGAGGCUAAUAUGAUCCGUAAUUUGAGACAACUGCAAAUGGAUUACCUCAACGUAGGAUUUUAUCAAGCUGGUCCUGGGGGAGUUUCAAUCAACCGUGCAAACAUUGAAAAUAUUUAUCAACGUCAGAGCAACCUUCCCGAAUCUGUUUUGCUCACUUACGACCCAACAAGAACUAGCAGAGGCCAGAUUGGUCUGAAGGCUUACCGUCUGUCUGACGACGUCCUUGCGGCAAGAUCAGAAGCUGAAGAUCGUUUUCGUCUGAUGGGGCACAAGGGUCCAGAGGUCCCAUGGGAAUGUGAAGCGGCAAGCAGUGUGGGUCGCAGCAGUUUUACUCGUGUCCUAGAAGAGAUACCAGUUGUAAUCCAUAAUUCACAUCUUGUAAACAUCCUUUUGACUGAAAUUGUUGAUAAUCAAGAACUAUCACGGUCAGAGCUUUCUACAAAUUCAUCAAUGCUAGAUCUGGCCCCACCGCUUCCAAAAGACCAUCCUGGUCGUUACUCUACUCUCAAUCUAAGCAUGGCUUCGAGUUUGGAACAACAACUACGUUCUCUUCUUGCUGGUUUAGAAACAGUACAUGAUUAUCAGUAUUCAUAUCAACGUAGUCUAUCGAAAUCUCAGACUGCGGUCGUUGGCAAGACUGCAACAGAAACACGUAAUCGGGAGUUGGCUCCAAUACGUUUGGAUACUGCAUUAGUUUCAGCUCAGCUUGAUUUCUACUGCAAUAGUCUUGCUCAAAUGGCUGGUCAAACAAUAGGCAAAUUAAUGUUAACACAAGCUGUGCAAAAAACAAGUUCAUCUGGAGCUUCCAAAUCUCAAAAAAUUUAA